Messenger RNA from Poecilia latipinna (sailfin molly), 3913 nucleotides. Its product is annotated as muscarinic acetylcholine receptor M3-like. Gene Ontology annotation, biological process: adenylate cyclase-inhibiting G protein-coupled acetylcholine receptor signaling pathway; G protein-coupled receptor signaling pathway, coupled to cyclic nucleotide second messenger; positive regulation of smooth muscle contraction. The transcript is spliced from 3 exons. Bases 276 to 2441 code for a protein of 721 amino acids. Gene Ontology annotation, cellular component: plasma membrane; synapse; dendrite. Lineage: Eukaryota; Metazoa; Chordata; Actinopteri; Cyprinodontiformes; Poeciliidae. The record is from RefSeq and is a predicted model, not a curated record. Gene Ontology annotation, molecular function: G protein-coupled acetylcholine receptor activity; G protein-coupled serotonin receptor activity.
ACGUACGCCAGCAGCAAUGAACCAAUCAGAAAAUUGUUGUCAGAGUUCUGCAGCAUAGGCCUCCGGUAAAAACCAGACAGGUUUUUCCACUCCUCACCGUGCCUGUUCAUCUGCGACUCCAUGUGCGCCCAUCUCACUGCUACUGUGAAAAAGGAAGUGAAACUAAUUCGGAGUUUGCCGUCAUUCCGGGAGGAUUAACCAAAGAACUUCAACCGCUGGACAUUGGUGUAAACGGGGUGUUCAAAAGGAAGUUGCGAGCGGCGUGGGAGCGAUGGAUGACAGACCCGUCUCAGACGUUUACUGAGACGGGGAGGCAGCGCCGGGCGAGUUACGCCACCAUGUGUGAAUGGAUUCUGGAUGCCUGGGCUAAUGCAUCUGCCUUAGCUGUUGUCCGAGCUUUCGCAAAUCCGGCGUCAUUGCUGAACAGCCACCUGGCAACGAGACUGACUCCGACAAUGAUGAGAGGGAACCUGGCUUGUUUGAUGGCGAAAUUUCCCAGCUGUUCAAUUCAGAUACAGAAGAAGAGGACUUUGAUGGAUUUGUGGAAGAAGAAUAAAAAAAUAACAAUAUGCAAGAACAUAACAAUGAGCUCCAACAUCACGGACCCUGGUCUCCUCUUGACUGCCAACACAUCGCCGCGAACAGCCGGAGCCUACUCUCAAUCCAGUGCGCAUCACAAGAACCUUAAUUUCACUCCUCAACCUGAGAAUGAAACACCCCGUGAUCCUCUUGGUGGUCAUCCUGUGUGGCAAGUUGUCCUCAUUGUUUUACUGACAGGCUCGCUGUCACUGGUCACCAUUGUUGGCAACAUUCUGGUAGUGGUCUCCUUCAAGGUCAAUCGCCAGCUGAAGACAGUCAACAACUAUUUUCUACUGAGUUUGGCUGUAGCUGACCUCAUAAUAGGAGUAAUCUCCAUGAAUCUCUACACAGCUUACCUUAUAAUGGACUACUGGGCCCUAGGCACAUGGGCCUGUGACCUUUGGCUGACUAUUGACUAUGUUGCAAGCAACGCAUCAGUUAUGAACCUUCUGGUCAUUAGCUUUGAUCGCUACUUUUCUAUAACCAGACCUUUGACCUACCGGGCCAAACGGACCACAAAGAGAGCUGGCGUCAUGAUUGGCCUAGCCUGGCUUGUUUCUCUUGUCCUGUGGGCCCCAGCCAUACUGCUGUGGCAGUAUUUUGUAGGUCAAAGGACGGUACCCCAAAACCAAUGCUAUAUCCAGUUCCUCACAGAGCCAAUUACAACCUUCUGCACAGCAAUGGCGGCUUUCUAUCUACCUGUGACAAUAAUGAGCAUUUUAUACUGGCGCAUCUAUAAGGAAACCCAAAACCGUUCAAAAGAGUUGGCUGGACUGCAAGGUUCAGAAGGUCGUGGAGGGCCAGGGGGAAGAGCAGGAAAUAAUAAACGAGGUGAGAGAGCUCGCUUUGUACAUCAAACUGGAAGUUCUAGGAGCUGUGGUAGCUAUGAGUUGAACAGGAUGCCUAAGAAAAAGAGCACAUGUCAGGAGCUGGUGGGGCGAUUCCGCUGCUGGCCAGGUGUUCGUUCUUGGAGACCUGGAAGUAUCAGGCAUGGGGAUGGUGAUCCGGACCAGAGCAGCAGUGACAGCUGGAACAAUAAUGAUGCAGCGGCCUCUUUGGACCAUUCCGGGUCCUCGGAGGAUGAGGACUGUGGAGGAAGAGAGAUGAUUUCUCAAAGUCAUGCUAUUUUUUCGAUUGUCCUCAGCCUACCUGGCAUUAAGGCUGCAGUCAACUCUCAGCUUACCUCUUGCGAGGAUCUGGAUGUGGCCUCAGAAGAGGAUCCACUGAGGGGAGACAGUUUAUCAACAGUCACCACUACCACAACUGCUCCCAUUACACCUGAGGGAACAAACAAUACAGAAAAUAGCUACCACCAACGCUUCAGCUCACGCAAGACACGGUCAAUGUCCACCAUUCAGGCCAAGUCUCACCAAGGGUUUCUGGAUGAUACCCCAUCAACGGCUGCCACUGAUGGCUCUACCACCUGCACGGCCACCAAGUCCUCCUCUGUCCCCCUUUCUUUUAAAGAAGCUGCUAUGGCAAAGCGCUUUGCCACACGAACCCGGACUCAGAUCACAAAGAGGAAACGGAUGUCUUUAGUGAAGGAGAAGAAAGCAGCUCAAACACUCAGCGCUAUCCUCUUAGCUUUCAUCAUCACCUGGACACCGUACAACAUCAUGGUGUUAAUCACAACCUUUUGUAAAGUUUGCAUCCCACAGACCCUGUGGGCGGUGGGCUACUGGCUGUGCUAUGUAAACAGCACGGUCAACCCCAUGUGCUACGCGCUUUGCAAUAAGACUUUCCGGACAACCUUUAAGAUGAUACUGCUGUGCCGCUGGGAUCAGAAGAAAAGACGGAAGCUGCAGUUUCAACAGAGGCAGUCGGUGGUCUUCCACAGGGGCAUUCCCAGGGAGUCUACGUAAAAUAACUGAGUAAUGAGUCGGUUGUUGACAGUUUCAACAUUCAACACAGGACAAUGGAAAUACAGGUUUCUUGGCCUAAAAGUCCGCACUGUCCUUGUCUGCUGUUAUGUAAAAUACAGCAACACUACAUGGUGGUCUUGUGAUGUGUGUUUAUGUUGGAGCAUCAAUGUACUUUGGCAAACGGGUACCAGUGGGCAGUUUUGCCUGAGGCGAGGUCCACAGAUGAAAGUUUUGUCUUUCUUAUGAAAGAAUUCUUUACCAUUUCACUCUAGUGCUUCUGGCAGAAGAUGACGAGGAAAUGAUCACAAAGGGCUUUUAAAAGGCAUUGCAGGACAAAUAUGGAAGUGCAAUUGACAAAACGUAGGCAUGUCCAUGUAAGGGAUUUACAUUUCUUACAACUUCCCUCUGUGGGUAGCUAGAACUGUAAUGUGUAGACUGGUUUUACAUUUCAAACAAAACUGUAUGUCUAUAAUAUGUUCCUGAAAGCCACGGUAAAAAGGAGACUUGUGUUCACUGGCUUCUACAUUUUACUAGUUUGCAGUGACUUCUUCUUAAAUGGCAUGUGUUUUUUAGCAGAACUUCUGUGGAUUAUAUUUCUACAUCGAUAUAGCUUUCUUGUGUAUCAUGAAAUAUAAAAGUUCUUAAAAUGUGUCCUUACUCUCACUCGUCAGAGAACUGCUUUUUUUCUUUUCUUUUUUUUUUUUUUUCCUUUUGUGAUUUUCAUCUUUGGUUUUCUAGGUAUUCCAGAGAUUUUGAGCCAGUUUAAAAAUGAUACAUUUGAUGAAGUGAGUUGUGAAUAUAUUGUGGCACCACAGUGAAAUGCUGUUGUGUUCAAUGUGAUUGUUGUGUUUUUCUAUGGUGAACACAAUGGGUACUUUGGUUGUGUUUUCUGUGCUUGCAGUUUCCUGUCAAAAGCAAUGACUGUAUAACGAUGAAAAGGUUCUGUGUACAUUUCUGACCUAGUAUACUGAGACUAAAUGCGCACAAAGAUGUACUUUUUUAUUUGCUCUGGCUUGGUUUCUCACUUUGAAACAUCUAGUCAUGAAAGCAGCAAUUGCGCCCUCUGGAGGGAUAUCUGAUUGCUACAGUGUAAUUUUAACAUUUACAUAAUAGGCUCUAAAUUGUGACGAAAGAGGAAUAUAUUUCCAAAUGUUGAGUAACUCCAAAUAGAUUAUCCAUACACAUUCAUGGUAUAACUAUUAUUUUACUUUCAUGUGUUUAGUUCCUUCAAAGUAUUAUAAAGCCAUGUCACAUGAUUUGUACAUAAAGUUGAAACCUUUUUGUAGUAUACAGAGAAAUAUCAAACACAAAAACUAAAAUGAAAAAUUAAUUUGGUGUUUUUUGCAAUGCACAUUAGUUUUUUGGGUUUUUUUAAACUGCAGAAACAUUUCUAAUGAUGUGCAAAAGAUACUGAAGGUAAAAGAUAAUCUGUAAUAUAACAGGUGUCAUGAAGAAAAAUAAAUUAUUAUGGU